CACACAUUUGUAUAGCUUAGAACCUGUUUCUAAUAAGUUACAAUUACGUGAAAUACUUCUUAGCAGGAACUUGUUGAUGUAAUUGAAUUUUAGUUCUUGUGGCUAACUUGGUACACAAGAAGGCAUUGGCCGCAGUGCGGUUCAGCCAUUUCUUUCGGGCACGUUUAGAUCUUCGAAAUGGGUAUUGACAUUAAUCACAAAAAUGAUCGUAAAGUCCGUCGGACUAAACCUAAGUCGGAGGAUGUUUACUUGGCUCUUCUUGUUAAGCUUUACAGAUUUCUGGCACGUAGAACUCAUGCUAAGUUCAACAGCAUUGUUUUGAGGAGACUGUUUAUGUCAAGGAUUCACAGACCACCUUUGUCUCUGAGACGUAUGGUUAGAUUCAUGAAGAAGCCUGGUAGGGAAGGAAAGAUUGCAGUAAUUGUUGGAACUAUAACUGAUGAUACCAGACUACUUGAUGUUCCUAAGUUACAGGUAUGUGCUCUUCGCAUCACUGAACGUGCUAGAGCUCGUAUCCUUAGGGCUGGAGGUUCCAUUAUGACCUUCGAUCAGCUGGCUAGGAUUGCUCCUAAGGGGAAGGGAACAGUCUUGUUACAAGGUCCACGUAAUGCUCGUGAGGCUGUGAAGCAUUUCGGCCCAGCUCCAGGUGCUCCACGCUCACAUACCAAACCAUAUGUGCUAUCAAAGGGACGCAAGUUCGAGAGGGCCAGGGGUCGCAGGAAGUCUUGUGGCUACAAGAAGUAGUCAUCUUAUUAUAAAUAAAGAAUUUUUAUUAUUCUUCCUUUUAAAUGUUUUCUUUUUUUACCUGUUCCAUUAUUUAUGAAGCUGAAAUCUGUCAAGG
Molecule: messenger RNA, 841 nt
Organism: Nezara viridula (southern green stink bug)
Lineage: Eukaryota; Metazoa; Arthropoda; Insecta; Hemiptera; Pentatomidae
Source: the annotation of a GenBank genome assembly